Molecule: messenger RNA, 1311 nt
Organism: Pogona vitticeps (central bearded dragon)
Lineage: Eukaryota; Metazoa; Chordata; Lepidosauria; Squamata; Agamidae
Source: RefSeq, a predicted model, not a curated record
AUCACACAUGGCCAUCGUGCAGAAGGUGAACAAUGAAGGCGAAGGGGACCCUUUCUACGAAGCGAUGGGCUUGGUCACGCUGGAGGAUGUCAUUGAGGAGAUAAUAAAAUCGGAGAUCAUGGAUGAGUCAGACGACUACAGGGAAAAUAAAUUGAAAAAAAAACCACCUCCACUUGGGACACUGAUGGAUCGCAAAAAAGAAGAUUUUUCCUUGUUCAAAGUGUCCGACAAUGAAAGUAAGGUGAAAAUCUCCCCGCAGCUACUCCUGGCUACACAGCGCUUCUUAUCCAGAGAGGUGGACCUCUUCAGUCCGGCUCGGAUCUCUGAGAAGGUCUUGUUGCACUUGCUGAAACACCCCAGCGUCAACCAGGAGGUGAAGUUCGACGACAGCAACCGUCUCUCCCCCGAGCACUACCUGUACCAGCGCAACCAGCCGGUCAAUUACUUCAUUCUGAUCUUGCAGGGCAGGGUCGAAGUCGAGAUUGGGAAGGAGGGGCUGAAGUUUGAGAACGGGGCGUUCACCUACUACGGCGUCUCCGCGUUGACAGCUCCCUCAUCAGUCCACCAGUCCCCCGUCUCCACUCUCCGAAUGAACCGCCGCGAGCAGCUGGAAUGCACAGAGACCCCCAACUACACCGCGUACUGUCCCGACUACACCGUCCGGGCCCUGACCGAUAUUCAGUUCAUCAAGGUGACUCGGCUGCAGUACCUCAACGCCCUCAUGGCCUCGCGGAUACAGAAUUCCCCCCAGUCCCCGGAAAACAUUGAACUGAAAGUGGUGCCCAGCAGCCAGACCAAGCUUCUCAAUGACAAAAAUGCUGCGGCAGCCUUUCCGCUCAACCUCUCUUUCUUUGCCACCAUUGAGAACUGCAUUUAAUACAGGCCUCUCUGCCAUAGUCUGGAGUGCCUCUUUGUUUUUUUUAAGUGCAAGGGAAAAGCGGAAGCAAACUCAACCUACUAGAAGAGGAGCGUCGGAGUUCGGGGGUCUGACUGCUGGAGGAGACGGGUGGGGCUGGAGGCUUCGGGGGCACCUCUCCCCUCCUGCCUCCCAUCCACCUUUGCGAUGGACCAUUCGUUUGGCACGCCAGAGAGACCCCCGUGUCUCGAUCCACCAGAUGGCUUGGCCCCUCGGCUCCUGGGGCUUCGACCCGGCGGCACCAGCCGGGACACUCUUUCAACAGCAUUUGACCGAGGCGGGUGAUUGAGCAGCCAAGAAGAGCUGCCCCACGAAAGCGGACUCGGUUGCGUUGAUAGUAGCUGGUGCGAACGGAGAAUGGCGAACGUGCACAACAAUGGCCUCUCUUGCUUUGA